CAACACUCUGCCUUUCAAGCAACUCUAGCCUUUGAUAUGCAAACUGGGGAAAACGCGUUGACAAAAGGCCUGCCUGUAUGUGCAGUGUUUAGUAGUAAUGGCUCUUGCUGGGAAGUUAAUUUUAAAGCCACAUAAGCACUGGGAAAGUCACCAAUGUUCAGCCCGGAGUGCCUGGGUUGUGAGAUGAUUGGUAUAUAUUCCUGGCUGCUCCUCAUUAUAGCACAGUGUUGGCCUAGAGACGGCAGGCUGAGCCAGCAGAGUAACACAUCUGUGAGACUGGAUCGAAAGAUAGCAACAACAACUUAGUGCUGUCUCUCUGUGUGUGUGUUUCUGGGUACUGUAUGAUGUAAAUGUCCUUAUCAACAAUCGAUCCCAGAAAAAACACCUUAGUCACCGUGAUUAACGGUCCAGCAGCCAGAAGGUGAUGUCCCUCUCUGCUGUUAACACAUCAAAGGAGUGAAGAAUAGGGAAGAUGAACAUGCGUUUUUGCACAAUACUCUUCGCUUGACUUGCAGGAUCAGAUUCAUUAAAGUUGGAGGAUCGACACUUUAGCAAAUUCUUGGCGGGGACGGACGGACGUCAUACAGAUGAAGAAUGAAUGCCUGCAAGUAGAAUAAUGGGUUCUUUUGAAAAGAUUUUUUGCCUCCUAUGCUUGGCUGCAGCUCUUCAUGCAGGUGCCGUUGCUCAGAUUUUUAUUGAUGAAGACGCUAAUGCAUUUCGGAUUCCUCCCUGGCACUUUUCAUUGUCCUGCAAUCUGUAUAAUGAGACCGAUGCAGGAAUAAAUCCCUCUCAGAGAAGUCUAGGCAACAUUAACAAGCAAUCAAACAAGGAAAGUGCCAUGAACCCCAAUAAUACUGAUCUGGUUGGAUCAGGCAUCAGGAAUGAAACUCGUUGCCGUCUUUGGAGUGACAUUAACAGUCAGAGAUCUCUUUGUGAUGACAAGGCUAUGGAAGUCUUCUGUUUGAACAUCCUGUGCUGGGUUGAUGGAAACCUGAGCCAUUUAACUUGUAAUCUGAUGCCAAGCAGCAGACUGCCAGGCACAAGCAUGUUAUCUGCAGUGAGGCUGCAUUAUGAAAUAUCAGACUCCUCUUCGGAGGGUUUGUCUGGGGGACACAGAGAAGCUGUUAUUCCUGCUGAUCAAUGCGGCUAUUCUGGAGAGGAGGCCCUGCAGUGUGUCGUACCUGGGAUCAGCAUGAAUUACACCUACACCCUGCUCCUAUCAGUCACACAUCACCAGAGCCGUGUCGAGGCUCCAGCCAUGCAAGCCACUCCAAGAGACCUUGUGAAGCCUCACCCACCACGUAGCCUGCAGUACGAGAUGACUGCAGAGGGGGAGUCGAGGAUCAGCUGGAGAAGCCCAGAGCCAGCACCUUACGAUCUGCAAUAUGAAGUCCGCUAUUCUGCAAGUGCUACUGAAAAAGCCUGGACGAGUAUAGAUGGUGUCUUGGAGGCAUACGUGACUCCUGAUGAUUUGAAAGCUGGCUUGGAUUAUACUGCUCAGGCUCGCUGCAAGAGGGACAGGGGGCCUGGUCUCUGGAGUAGCUGGAGUGAACCCCUCUUUAUAAGGGUGCAUGAAGUGACAUAUAUUCCUGCUACAGUGCUGACUGCUGCUGGUUCGAAUGUAACUGUGUACUGCGUAUUUAAUAACCGGAGCCCCAGUGUAAAAAAGGUGGUGUGGUGGCUGAAUGCAUCCGAAAAAGUUCCUGAAAAGCUGUAUUCUGUGGUGAAUGACCAUGUGAGCAGGGUCACCCUGCCUAAUAUGAGCCCAUCAAAACCAAGAAGUUAUCACCUGUUACAGUGUUGCCAGCAAACAGGCGAAACAUCAGACUGCAACUACCGCUAUGCUCAAAUCUAUGCUGUAGAUGUCAACUUUCUGAUCUCUUGCGAAACCAAUGGAUUCCAAACCAACAUGACUUGCAACUGGAAUCCUAAUGGAAUACAGCUGCCCCAGGGAAGCAGUGUCCGGUUCAUGUACCAUAUUAGGAAUGACAUUUCUUGUGAUGCCCUGCAAGAUGACCUGCAUGGCGCUGAUGCAAAGGAGUGCCAGCUCGGCGUUCAUGACGAGUGCACAUUUCAACCCCUUUACCUGUAUUUUUGCCACAUAAUGUGGAUUGAGAUCCACUACAAGCUGGUAACAGUGAGAUCUCACCCAGCAUACAUCACUCCAAUGGAUGUGGUAAAGCCAGAUCCUCCUUUCAAUAUAAAAGCAGAGAUCACUCGGACUGAAGGAUUCUUGAAUGUGACCUGGGAGAGAAGAGAGCUGCCUGUCUAUGAUCUUCAGUUUGAGGUUCGCUACUCGGGAGAGGAGCAGGACAGGAAAUGGAAGACCCUUGGCAGUGUAUAUAAUGAACAGGCUUUGAUGGAAGUGGCGGAUCCCUGUGUUGUAUAUGUGGUUCAGGUCCGUUGUAAGAGGCACAAUGGGACUGGACACUGGAGCACAUGGAGUAGCCCAGUGAACACUAGGGUUAAUGAUAUUAGGGCUCCUGCAAGGGGUCCAGAUUUUUGGAGAGUAAUCCACGAGGACACUGUGACCAAGCAAGCGAAUGUUACUCUGUUAUUGAAGCCUCUGAAUAUAAAAGAAGUCUUCUGUACUGUGAAGGGCUUCAGAGUCCAGCAUCAAACCUCCAGUGGCUCCACAUGGUCUGAUGACCUGAGCAGCCCCACUGCCUAUAGCUUUCCCUGGACAGAAGACUUUCACAGUGUGUCAGUCAUAGCCUUCAACUCCUUGGGAUCUUCAACGGAAAACUACAUUUUAAAUGUAUCAAGGCAUGCGAGAAAAAUACAGUGUGUUCAGUCUUUCCAUGCAUCCAUUGUAAACAGCAGUUGUGCGGCACUUUCAUGGAAACUCCUACCAGGCAGCCCUCUUCCUGAGUCUUUCGUUAUUGAAUGGGAACAUCAAAAGAAAGAGAGAGGAGAGGAGGAGGAGGAGGAGGAGGAGGAGGAGGAGGAGGGGGAGGACAGCUUUAAAUGGGUUCGAGCCCCUUCAAACCAGACUGCCAAAUACUACUUAUCUGAUGCCUUUUUUGUACAUGAUGCGUACAGGUUUAUUCUGUACCCAAUAUUCCCAGAAGGGGAGGGACGGCCAGAGGCUUUUUACAUAAACAAUAAAGGUGACAAUGGGAGAAGCAGAGGAGAAGGAGCAGACUACAUACUUCUUCUUAUAAUUGCUUUUCUCUCAGUUGUUCUGCUUGGGACGCUUGCAAUCUCCCAACACCAAAUGAAGAAGUUGGUUUGGAGAGAUGUGCCUAAUCCUAAUAAUUGCUCCUGGGCUCAUGGAGUGGACUUUAAAAAGGCAGAAACCAUCGAAAUCCUCUUUAAGCACCACGAGAGGCUGACAUCUGGCCCGCUUCUCUUGGAAUCAGAAAGAAUUUCCGAAGCUGUAAUAGUUGAGAAAAUGAAACAAAUUGUGGAGGAGAAGGAGACCCGAGAUGGCUUGAAUGUCCCACUGAGUCAUGAGCCGCAGCAGGAUCCCCCCCCUUCUGAGCAACACAGCCACACUGACGAAGAGGAGAGGGAGCAGUUGGUCUACCCAGAGAGUUCAGGAGAGCCCAAAAUAGAAUAUGCCACCAUCCUGAUUCUGGGAGAGCCCAGUGAUCUGUACAAACAGCAGAAAAGCAUCAGCAGCUCCUCCGACGAGGGGAACUUCUCCGCUAACAACUCAGACAUUUCUGGGUCCUUCCCCAACAAUCUGUGGGGGGUUGAAAAUCAGUCCUGCAUGCACUUAGCCCAGGUCAACCCACAGAUGCUGCGCUCCUUUAAUUCUUCAGAGGGCUUUUCAGAAGCAUUUGAUGACCAGGACUACAGUCUUCUCGAUGAUCCGUGCCCUGAAAGAGACAUUUACUACCUGGGGCAGGUGUCGACCGAGGAGCAGGGGGAGAAGGAAAAGUUCUUGAAAGAGGAUGCACAGGUUCCGUGCCAGGACAGUAGAGAUGAGACAGGACAUGAAGCCAAUCCUUUAUUGAGCUGCCAUUCUCUGCUCCAAUUCAAGAUGAACAAAACAGAUUUACCUCAGAAGAGUAGCAGAUUAUAUAUGUCCCAGUUUCGAGCAGUGUCUAAUACAAUUGCAAAAAUAACCAAAGCGCAAAAAUAAUAAUAAUAAUAAUAAUAAUAAUAAUAAUAAUAAUAAUAAUAAUAAUAAUAAUAAUAAUAAUAAUAAUAAAAAGCUUGCUAAUAAGUAAAUGUUUUAUUUGUUUCCCCAUGUGUGGGAAUAUAAGAAACAAUUUAUUUGUGUAUUUGUUUUUUUAAGUUGAACUGGCAUGAUACAGUGCUAGAAUGCAAUUAUUUUUAAAACGUAAAAUCAUUCUGUUUUGAUUCCAUGUAGCAUUAAGGCUUCUGGAAAACCAUCCAUUACUGGUGUUGUCUAUCAAGGCAUGUGCACAAAACAUACCUCCCAGCCUGCACAGCAGCUCAUGCUCUUGAUACAUUGUGAACACACACUCACGGUACUUGGCAAGCUGUUCUAAAAUCUUCAUCUUUGUAUUUUUCUCAAAGCAGAUACAGUUAACUGGCAAUACCAUUUUAAGCAUGCUAUUAUCGAACAGCUGUUCUGCAAAAGUGGUGAAAAAUGCUUAUCUGCAUUUGCUACAUGUAUUGUUUAACAAAACAACAAAUGGAUUUCUGUUUUUCUGUUGUGAGUUCCAGUAUCUGUAAAGUCCUGUGUUACGAUAUGUACGUUUUGUGCCAAACUAUUUUCUCAGUGUGCUAUUUUUCUAACGAUAGGAGGAGAUGAUUGUGUCAAAACUUUGAAAAGGCAUAACUUUGUAAUUGUGAUUUUACACAGUGCCUGCUGUGGGAACAGUGUAACUGCAAAACUGGUUGCAUAUCUAGAUUGCCUAUAUUUUUGUGGUUAAAAUAAAGUA
Molecule: messenger RNA, 4859 nt
Organism: Polyodon spathula (Mississippi paddlefish)
Lineage: Eukaryota; Metazoa; Chordata; Actinopteri; Acipenseriformes; Polyodontidae
Product: leptin receptor-like
Exons: 23
Coding region: 599-4090 (1163 amino acids)
Biological process (GO): cytokine-mediated signaling pathway
Cellular component (GO): membrane; external side of plasma membrane
Molecular function (GO): protein binding; cytokine receptor activity
Source: RefSeq, a predicted model, not a curated record